GGAACCUUCUGGAGCUUCGGCGUCCCCCGGCCUUCGCGGAAGUCCAGUCGUUUUCCCCAAGGGGGAGAUGACAGGAGGGACCGUAUGCGUAACUUUCCUUCUCUCCAGAGCCCUCCGGAGCGAGGGCGGCCGGCAGCCUCGGUCCAGGCGCGUGUUCCUGCGGUUGCAGGAGGGUGACCCGCCUCAGCUCUACAGGCGGAAGCGCCGCAGCCAUUGGCCCAGCGUGACACUUACCUGCGCGGGGCCCGGGGCGCAAAGUCCGAGGCGCGGUCUGCGGCGGUGGCGUAGGUGGGCCGGUGCACUGCUCCGCCAGGCAGGAUGUUCUCAAGGAACCGGGGAAAGAAGAAAACCAAGCAUAAGGAGACUCCGGAGCCCCUAGUCCCCGCGCCCAGGCUGGUCUUCCAGACGCAGCUGGCUCACGGCAGCGCCACGCGCCAGGUGGAGGGUUUCUCCAGCAUCCUGGAGCUCUACGCCAAGAUCGCGGGCGAGUUUGGGAUCUCGCCGUCCGAGAUCUUAUAUUGUACUUUAAAUACAGCUAAAGUUGACAUGGAAAGACUGAUAGGAGGACAAAUAGGACUGAACGAUUUCAUCUUUGCCCACGUGAAAGGAAGGAAAAAAGAAGUGAGUUUAUAUAAAUCCAAGGAUUCACCUGGUCUCAUCCUUUCUGACAAUGGUGCUGGCUAUGUUUUUAUAAAGGGAUUUAAAGAUGAUGGUGUUAUCGACUCACUCCAAACCAUUUGUUUUGGGGAUCAUAUUGAAUCUAUAAAUGGAGAAAGUGCUGUUGGCUGGCAUCACUAUUCUGUUGCUCAGAAGUUAAAUAAAUUAAAAAAAGGGAAAUACUUUACCAUGAAGUUAAUAGAACCUAAGAAGGCAGUUGAAAUACAGACAAGGUCAGAAGCUGGAACGUCAUCAGCAGAAAUGUUGCCAGAAGGACAAAAAGUUACUAGAAGAGAAAUUCUUCGCUUGAGGUCAAAAGGACCUGCCACCAUAGAAGAAAUGCUUUCUGGAGUCAAAGCAAAGGCAAUUGAAAAGAUCGAUGACAUUCUUGAAUUGUACCUGGGAAUUCGAGAUACUAUGUUAGCUACCGACAUGUUUGAAGCUGGAAAGGACAAAGGUACUUCAGAGGAACUUGGUAAGGCAUUCAAUGAAAAUUUUGAAGACUUUGUAUUCUCAGAAGAAGCUGUCCUUGAUGUUUGGAAAGCCAUUCAUGAUGCCACCCUCUCCGAAGAAAUGAACCAUUCUUCUUACUUUUAAAAAAGCCCCAUGAGAUGUACUUUUGAGUACAAUAAUUAGUACAAUUUAACUCUGGUUUAAUUAUAUGUGUCUGGAAUUCAUUCUUUGAAAUGUAAUUUUGAUUUUUGGCUACUUUUUAAUGGAGUUCUUAUGUAGUAUUCUUAAAAUAAAUCACCUAAAAUAUGAGCAAUUUUAAUAUUCAUUCAGAAGAUAUUUAGAACUUUUAAGAAGUGUUUCUAGAGUGAUGACUUUGCUCCCCAUUAACUCCCAUGCUUUGUUUCCCACAUAUGACUAGUUCUUUCCCAAAAUCUUCCUGUAAUGAAUAUUAGAAUUGGAAUGGUGAUUUACCUCAUGGCACCUUCAUUUUGUUAUACUGGUUUGAACAUGACACAUUCAGGAGAGAAAAUGUGAGCUGUGCCUCCUACAGGUCCAGAAGCAUUGUUUCUAUCCCCUGAGUAAGGGGAGGAAGAUUCUUACUGUCUGUUGAUGUUUCUGGCCCAUGUUCCCUCUUUGUAAAAUAAAGAUUGAG
Molecule: messenger RNA, 1762 nt
Organism: Nycticebus coucang (slow loris)
Lineage: Eukaryota; Metazoa; Chordata; Mammalia; Primates; Lorisidae
Product: PDZ domain-containing protein GIPC2-like
Exons: 6
Coding region: 319-1254 (311 amino acids)
Molecular function (GO): protein binding
Source: RefSeq, a predicted model, not a curated record